AUGGCAACUUUUGGAUUGCACAAUUUGCCUAAACCAUUAUUUGCCUUUAAUGUCUACAUUUUCUAACUCUUCAUUACUUUGUAUUGUUACACCCACAGGCGAUGAUAAUAAAGGGGAACAGAAACUUGCUGUAGGUGAUGAUAAUAGAUGGAAAUGGAAACUUGCUAUCGAUUUCUUGUUGAAAUCGAACAAAUGUUUAGUGUCACCAUCGUACGAUUUCCACUUCAUUCACACAGGUCUUGGCUGUGGUUUUUUUGGAGGCGUAGUAAUAACAUGCAUUGUGUUCAAAUUCUUCGUUCGGCACAGAAGAGUGCUCAAACAUGCUCGAUCUUCCUCAGUUACAAAUGAGAUAUCCUCUGCUCCGGCUUCACUGACUGAUCAUGGGAAAGGAGGUAACUUCCCUGGAGUGCAUAACUUCACCUAUAAUGAACUUGAAGAGGCCACCAAUAAAUUUGAUUCUGCCAUGGAACUAGGUGAUGGAGGCUUUGGCACCGUGUAUUAUGGCACACUCCAAGAUGGGCGACCUGUUGCAGUCAAACGCUUAUAUGAAAACAACUACAAAAGAGUGGAACAAUUCUGGAAUGAAGUUGGGAUCCUAGCUCAGGUGCGCCACCGGCAUCUUGUAUUACUUUAUGGUUAUACCUCUCGCCACUACCGUGAACUCUUGCUUGUAUAUGAGUACAUUUCCAAUGGAACCGUUGCUGACCAUCUUCAUGGUGAACGUGCCAAACCUUCUUCACUUCCUUGGCUCAUUCAUUUGAAGAUUGCCAUAGAGACUGCAAGCGCAUUGACUUACCUCCAUGCUUCUGAUAUCAUCCACCGUGAUGUGAAAACCAACAACAUUCUCCUUGAUGAGAAUUUUUCUGUUAAAGUUGCAGAUUUUGGAAUUUCUCGUUUCUUUCCAAAACUUGUUACACAUGUUUCUACUGCUCCCCAAGGGACUCCUGGUUAUGUUGAUCCAGAAUAUCAUGAAUGCUACCAGCUGACAGACAAGAGUGAUGUAUUUAGCUUUGGGGUCGUCUUGAUUGAGCUAAUAUCAUCCAAGCCAGCUGUUGACAUCACCAGGCAACGCCAUGAGAUAAACUUGUCUAACAUGGCCAUUAACAAGAUUCAAAACCGAGCACUACACGAACUUGUAGAUCCAACUCUUGGGUAUGAAUCAGAUCAUAAGGUGAAGACAAUGAUAACUGCAGUGGCAGAGAUGGCAUUUCAGUGCCUGCAAGGUAGUAAGGACCUGAGACCAACAAUGGUAGAGGUGUUUAAGGCUUUAAAGGGUAUAGAGAGUGGGGACUACAAUAAUUAAAAGACAGAAGGGAUGAACGUUGCGACAGAUGAAGUUGGCAUGCUGCAAAUGCCACUUUCCUUUAAAUUAAUUUUGCCCCCAUCAAAUUUGGUAUGCAAAAGGGGUAACCUGAAAUGUCCAUAGGAUAUAAUGAAGCACCUUGUUGAUUUGCCGAAGCACUAGCAAGAUCAACCACUAAACUGUCUUUUGGAAAACGACAAAACAAUAAUUUUUAUACAGUGAUUUCUACAGCAAUCUUAAUAAAAAAAAAUGCUAUUU
Messenger RNA from Rubroshorea leprosula, 1561 nucleotides. The record is from the annotation of a GenBank genome assembly. NCBI's taxonomy places the organism in Eukaryota, Viridiplantae, Streptophyta, Magnoliopsida, Malvales, Dipterocarpaceae.